Molecule: messenger RNA, 5586 nt
Organism: Symsagittifera roscoffensis
Lineage: Eukaryota; Metazoa; Xenacoelomorpha; Acoela; Convolutidae
Exons: 1
Coding region: 1-5586 (1861 amino acids)
Biological process (GO): DNA integration
Molecular function (GO): nucleic acid binding
Source: RefSeq, a predicted model, not a curated record
AUGGCCCCAUCCGGUAGAAAUAAAACGACGCAAAACAAUGACAGCGAUCCUUCGGAACAAAAUGGUACCCAAACGCAAGAUACCAAUCAAAACGUUCAAGAGACUGGCGUUCGAAAACUGGUUUCGCUUCGACGUCAUCACGAAAUGGAGAUCAAUACUUUGAUCGACAUGCUCGAAAACAACAUCUACGAGGAAGAAGAUGAUCUUGAACUCAUCAAUGAAACGUUCACUGAAUUGUCUCAAUUCCAACAAAAACUUGAUACCCUGAACGAUCAAAUGUUACAGGCUGGUUCUGAACACGAUUUUGAAGAACAUUCUCACUGGACAGUACAGUUGAAACAGAAAAUCCGAGUAUUUUCAAUGAAAGUGAAAAAAUAUUUGAAAAAACAAGUAUCGAAUCCUGCUACUUCUACAAUUCCAAAUAACAGCGCUCAAGAAAAUGCUACUUCAAUUUUCCCACAGGAAACCGCAACCUCCAUGCCGACUGCAAACGUAAUGGAUAUACCAAACAACAACCUUAUAACCAUGAGCAACAAUACUCAAGGCAAUGCAAGAACAGCUGCCUCUGACGACAACCUUUCGGCGCCAUUUCAAGGCGACCAAUCAUUUUCAAAUCCAUUUGCUAGUGAUGUUCCUAACCACAGCUCACAACAAGCUAGUGCUGCAAACCCUCCUAACAACAACAAUCGAGCUUUGGCAACUAAUUCAAGCGACACUUCUACUACAUUCAGUCGAUCAGUGCCAAAACUGAAGCCUACAAUUUUCAAUGGCAAUCCCAACUAUUGGUUGCACUGGUAUGGUGUAUUCGUAUCAUCGAUUCAUAAUUCUAAUAUGUCUCCAACUGAAAAGAUGAUCCAUCUUCAAUCAUUGGUAACUGGCCCAGCUAAACUAAUGAUAGCUGGUUAUGGUGCAAACGGCGACACAUACGAACUAGCACUACAACGUCUUCGUGAAAACUUUGGCAAUACCAAUAGAAUUGUCAACUCUUUUUUGCAACGUCUUGCAAAUUUCAAACCUCCAAAUCUGGCUCAACCAGAAUCAUACAUGCAGUUUUCUGCUUUUCUCCUAACUUUAGUGGACACUUUUGAGCAACUUGGUUUUGUUCACGAUAUUUGUUCUACAACAAACUUGAACACUGCUCUGGCAAAGCUUCCCGACCCUGUGAGAUUAGAAUGGAAUCGCUUCGUCAUCGACAAAGACUACGAUCAACCCUCCUUGAGACAUCUAGCACAAUGGUUUCAACGGUACGCACAGGCGUGUCGCGACAUGCCUCCGACAGGUUUCCGAAACCAAAACAAUAACAAUUUUAACAAUUCUUCUGGAAACGCUAAACACCCUAGUGGUUCCCGUUUCAAUGGUUUUACUACAAAUGGUGUAGGAAAUCAAAAUCAGCGCUUUAACCAUCAGGGAGAUCAACAAAACUCUCGUGCUCAGAAUAAUGUAAACUCGAAUGCUUGUCCUAGUGGAGACACCUGUGGACCUCUCUACAAAUGCGAGCACUUCAAAGCUUUAGACCCUAAGCAACGAAAAGAGCAUGCCCGAAAAAUGCACUUAUGCUUUAACUGUCUAGGGAAUCAUAGGUUUACUGACUGCAAUUCGAAAUCGCUCUGUCGAACCGAUAAUUGUGGUAAAAAACACCACACUCUACUCCACGAUCCUUCUGAUAAUUAUGGAAAAAACCCUAGUAAAGCUGCAGUGAAUCGCGCAAUAGCUUGUCAGAGAUCAGGUCAAUCAGCUUUUGUACCAAUCGAAUUAUCAAAUGGUGAUAAAACACUUUGUACCUACGCUUUCUUAGAUAGUGGUAGCUGCGUAACUCUACUACUGGACUCAGUGGCAACUCAACUAGGCUUGGACGUCAACAAGAAGCACUCACUUCCCAUAUCUGGAUAUCAUGAGACCAAGUCAGUUCAAGUUACAUCUGUGGAUGUACAAAUUAGAGCAUACAAAAGCACAUCGACUCCAAUGACGCUCGAUGACGUACUCACGGUAGAUGAAAAUAAUUUGGCCCCAGUUGAUAUUUUUCAACUAAACGCAAUGUGCAACAAUUUUCCACAUUUAAAGCAUGUUAAAUACCCGGACUUAAACGACAAUAGCAUAUCGCUAGUCAUCGGAAACAACAAUCCAGAAUAUCAUGAGAUCAAAAAUACCGUUUAUGGCCCCAAGAAUGUUCCCUGGGCUAUCGAAACCCUUUUGGGAUGGACAUGCACAGGUCGGAACAAAACGCAAUAUAAUUCCGUUCCAUCUGUUCCGGUGAACUUCACACAAGUUCAUUCACACAAUAACUUAGAUGAAAAAUUAUACCAGAAAGUUCUCAACUGGAUGAAAAUAGAAAACACAGGCAUCGCUUCUUCAAAACGCUCGCACUCCAAAUCGGCUAAAAGAGCAAUCGAUAUUCUCGAAAACUCUUGUACUUUAGUAGAUGGUCACUAUCAAAUUGACCUUCUUUGGAAAGAGGAUACUGAUCUUCCAAAUAACCGUUGGCUAGCUGAAAAGCAACUCAACAGCCUCGAAUUUCGCCUUAAAAGUAAACCUGAUUUAAGGGAGAAAUACCGCGCAACAGUCAUCACUGACUUAGAAAAGGGCUUUGUCACCAAAAUAGAUGCAAAACAUGACACUGCAAUCAAAUCUUGGUAUUUGCCGCAUCAUCCAGUGACAAAUGUCAACAAACCAGACAAAGUUAGACGAGUCUCAAAUGCUUCCAGCAUUUUUCAGGGUAAAUCCCUCAACUCGAGUUUGCUCAAAGGGCCCGAUCUUUUGUGCAACUUAACAGGUCUCAUAAUUCGCUUUCGACAAAAUAAAAUAGCAAUAUCUGCUGACAUAGAUGCUAUGUUUAUGCAAGUGCUAGUCAGCCCAAAGGAUAGACCUUUUCUAAGAUACCUUUGGAAAGAAAAUGGUAAAUUAGAAACUCACGAAUAUACACGACACAUUUUCGGUGCCACAGACUCACCAUGCGUGGCUUGCUACGCAGUACGACGAUGUGCAUCAGACAGUAAAAACGACUUUCCUCUGGCUUCUGAAAUCAUUCAACGGAAUAUCUACAUGGAUUAUUUGUAUGUCAUUUCGUCAACGGUAGAAGAAGCCCUCCAACAAAUGACACAACUACGAGGAUCUUUAUCUCGAGGUGGGUUCAACUUGAAUAAGUGGAACUCAAACAGUAAACCAUUCCUGGAUUCAAUUGAUCCAAAUAUUUUAGUCAGCCCUAAUGAUCCAACGCCUAAACAUCAACGAGUUCUCGGUGUUCACUGGAAUACCAACACUGACUGCUACUUCAUCGAUAACAAAAAGUUUGUAAAAAUUCUACGUAUUGGCAUUGCUACGCAACGGAAACUCCUGAAGUAUACCGCUUCUUUAUUUGACCCACUCGGAAUAGUGGCUCCAUUGACAAUUCGGAUUCGAAAAGUUCUCCAAUCUGUUUGGUCACAAGGUGUUAAGUGGGAUACUCCAUUAGACACGGAUAAACUUCCCGAUUUCAAACUUUGGGUAGACGAAAUGGAAAAUUUCGAAACUGUUUCAUUCCAAAGGAACUUCUUUGAUAAAGAAAACCCUGCUUCAAUCCAGCUUCACACGUUUUGUGAUGCAUCAGAAUUCGCUCUCGCUGCUGUUUGCUACCUAAGAAUAGUCUACAGCGACGGCUCCACAUCUUUGAAGUUUAUAAUAGGAAAGACAAGAGUCGCUCCUAUGAAACGUGUUACAAUUCCCAAUCUCGAGUUGCAAGCUGCAGUAUAUGCUGCCCAACUAUCGCUCUUUGUUUCCGAGGAAAUUGACCUCAAAGUUGAAAAAACUUAUUUCUGGUCUGACAGUACUACUGUUUUGUAUUGGCUGCGAACACCUGAAAUACGACACAAAAUUUUCGUCGCUAAUCGGCUUCAGAAAAUUUUAGACGUUUCUAAACCUGAACAGUGGUUUCACGUUCCAACUCUGCUAAAUCCUGCUGACGACGGUACCAGAGGAUACAUUGCUUUAGAAAUGACCUCAAGCUGUCGGUGGCUACUAGGACCGGAAUUUCUGUUGAACGAUUCUUCUCAAUGGCCUUCACAGGAAAACAUUCGGCUUGAGAACAUCCCUGUAUUCGUUACUUCAUUAGAGUCUAAAUUUGAGCCUAUAUUUGACAUCAAACGCUUCAGCAACUGGAAAAGACUAAUACGGACAGUUGCAUACUGCUUCUUAUUCGCAGAAAAUCUCAAACGGAAGAUCAACAAACAGUCGAAGGUCGAUCUUCAAUUCUUGCAUCUAACGAAAUCGCACUUUCUCAUAAUUAAAACUGCCCAAAGGACAGAUUUUGUCUCUGAAAUUUCAGACAUCAAAAAAGAAAAACCAAUUGAAGGCAAAAGUAGACUUCGAACAUUAGCACCGUUUGUGGACAACUUCGGUAUCCUGCGUUCUCGUGGACGUCUCACGCGUGCCCCUAUCAUGCUAUCAGCUAGAUAUCCAAUCAUUCUCGCUGGUGAAAACCCCAAUGUUCGCCUGCUGUUAGCUAACAUCCAUGUUCUACAUUCCCACUGCGGAAAGGAACAAGCAAUUGCCAUAGCACAGGAAAACUACUGGAUUCUUCGCUGCCGCGUCAUGCUGAAAAGUAUCAUACACAGUUGUAUACCCUGCAGAAGAAUGCAACAACAAGUCGACUACCCUCAGAUGUCAGAUCUUCCAAUUGAUCGACUGCCAUCAAAAAAUCAUUUUCCUUUUGCAACGACUGGAUUGGACUACGUUGGACCUUUUCCCAUCAUCCUUCAAGGAAAACAAUACCAAGCGUAUAUUUUACUGUUCACAUGCUUAGUGAUCAGAGCUGUGCAUCUUGAAAUCUCAUUAGGACUAUCGACAGACAGCACUCUUCUUUGUAUCAGACGCUUUUUUGCCCGGCGAGGAAAACCAUCGAAAAUGGUUUCUGAUUGUGGGACAAGUUUUGUGGGCUCCAAUUCUGAGCUGAAGAAAUGUCUAGACAACUUGGAAAAGAACAAAGAAUUUGUGGAAAGCAUCAAUCAGCUGAACGUAUCACUCGAAUGGAAAUUCAACCGUCCUGCGGCCCCUCAUUUUGGUGGUUCUUGGGAACGACUAGUUCAGAUAUUUAAACUUUCCCUGUACAAAGUCAUCGGAUCAAGAACACUCUCCUAUGAAACACUGGCUACUUUCACGACCGAAAUUGAAUCAACCAUGAAUUCACGACCUUUAACCAAUGUGUCUGACGACAUCAAAGAUGAUCUGCCUCUCACUCCCAACCAUUUCCUUCUUGGUCGUGGAACUCCAAAUUUACCGCCUGGUAUCUUCAAGGACAAGGAUUUAUCUCUGUCAAAAUCAUGGAAAGCAUCCCAACUACUCGCAGAUCACUUCUGGAAUCGCUUUCUUCGAGAGUACUUACCAGGUCAGCAGAAACGAUCAAAGUGGACUUCUGCGACUUCCAAUUUGCAACCCGACGACAUGGUCUGGAUGUUGGAGGAUUUUACACCUCGUGGACUGUGGCCUCUUGCUAAAGUGGUGGAAACCUUUCCUGGACAAGAUGGAAUAGUCCGCUCAGUGAAGCUGAAAACGCCAACUGGAUUCAAAGUUCGACCUGUGGUCAAAUUGAGCCGCGUUUUCCCAGUUUCGCAGUAA